This is a messenger RNA of Talaromyces proteolyticus, 1356 nucleotides long. RefSeq lists its product as uncharacterized. Lineage: Eukaryota; Fungi; Ascomycota; Eurotiomycetes; Eurotiales; Trichocomaceae. Bases 173 to 1102 code for a protein of 309 amino acids. The record is from RefSeq and is a predicted model, not a curated record. The transcript has 3 exons.
AAUUUUCCUCCUUCCUUUCCCUCCCCCACCCCUAAAACAAACCAUAACACGCUGCGCCCGCCUGCUGCCUACCCGCCCCAGCGCGCGGCCUGUUCCCUAGCAUUUUUCCCUCUCCCACUCUCUUCGUGUACACAUUCUCAGGACAAUAGCAUACAUACCUGCCAUAGCAAUCAUGUCUCGCAAGAACGAAGCCAAGGCCAAGGACGCCAUUGUCACCGUCAACAUUGACGACUUUACUCGUACCCGCGACAGUGUCAUCGUCAGCCUUGCCUCUCUGCAGUCAGCUGUGUCUGAUCUGUCUCGCGCCUACAUCAACCAUGCAAACACCGUCCUGAACCGUGGCCCUGUUGGCAUCGAAAGCAGCCUGGGCAGCGGUCUCGCAGGUGGCCUUGCCUCUACUCUCCUCGAGAAUGGACUGCUUGCUGGCUUGCCUCGUCACGUGAGCCCACAUGAGGGCAAAGUUGAAGGUGAAAAGAAGAAGCGCAAGCGCGUUGCGCAUGAUCCUAAUGCCCCUAAGCGUGCCCUGACUCCCUACUUCUUGUACAUGAGUCACAACCGUGCCGCUAUUGCAGAAGAGAUGGGUUCUGAUGCCAAGCCCAAGGAUGUCGCCGAGGAAGGCACUAAGCGCUGGGCUGAAAUGCCUGAGUCGGAGAAGGGGGUCUGGAAGAAACUUUAUGCAGACAACCUUGCCGUCUACAGAGCCAAGAUGCAGGCGUAUAAGGCUGGACUUGCACCUCCUGAAGACGACAAUGCUACUGCCGACAUUCAGUUGCAACAGAGCGUCGCUGCCGCCGAGGCCGAGGCCGAAGAGUCCUCUUCGUCAGGGGGCGAAGAAGAGGAUGGCGAUGAAGACGAAUCAUCCCCUGAGCCCAAAGAACCCACUCCCCCUCCCAGCGGCAAGCGUCGUCGUGUUGGAGGCAAGGCCAACACUGCCUCUUCGCCAGUUGUUAGCAAGAAGGCCUCGCCUGAAAAGAAAAAGACUCAGACCCCUGUUUCCAAAGGCAAGAAGGAGGAUCCUGCGUCCGCUCGCAAGCCUCUUGGCUCUACUGAAGGCAAGCGCAACAAGAAGAAGCGCAAGAGCGAGGUCGGUGGAGACGAGUAAGUGCGCAACUCGCGUUGCUAAUUUAUCAGCUGUCGUGUGGCGGUGCUUCUUUGUACAUAAUCUUUUCUCCGUGGCCCCAAUGUGAGAUCCUGUGAUCUGAGAGUUUGUCGGCGCAUAGCUUAUUCUGUUUUGUUUUCUUGAUGCAAACAUGGGUUGGUUUAGGUGGGAUCGUGAGGGCGCUGGGUCUUCGGGUUGUGUCCAAAAAUUAUCGCGGUUCAGAAUAAUUCAGUUCAAUUAAUACCAGUCAAUUUUCA